Messenger RNA from Vigna umbellata (rice bean), 571 nucleotides. RefSeq names its product B-box zinc finger protein 23-like. Gene Ontology annotation, molecular function: zinc ion binding. Lineage: Eukaryota; Viridiplantae; Streptophyta; Magnoliopsida; Fabales; Fabaceae. The record is from RefSeq and is a predicted model, not a curated record.
CUCCGGCUAAAUCGGAGAAAGGAAGUUAGUAUAAUAAUAACACAUUGGAUUGAGGGAAGAAUGAGAAGAGAAGUGAGAAGAAAUGGAGGAGUCAUGCGCGCUGUGUAAGAAGAGGGCGGCGAUGUUGUGCGACGCGGACCAGGCAAAGCUGUGCUGGGAGUGCGACGGCAAAGUUCACAGCGCCAAUUUCUUGGUGGCGAGGCAUUCUCGUGUGCUUCUGUGUCGUUCGUGUCAUUCUCUCACUCCCUGGAAAGCCUCCGGCACCAAACUCACGCCCUCCAUCUCCUUUUGUCAACCUUGUCUCGGGGAUCGAACUGCCAGGUUGCGGCUCUUGGUCAACGAUGUUCCCCAACCACAAAAAGAAGGGGAGAAUGAAGCGCCUCCACCGUCCUCUGCUUCUGCCACGUCACCACCCCGUCCUUCCGCUUUACCAUUAAGAAAUCACUCUUCCUCUAUCGAUUCUCAUGAUGAGACAGCGUGUUCUUCGUCACAGAUGCUUGAUGCUAACCAGGGCAGUAGGGAUGGAACCUCUGAGCCUACUGAAGAGACGACGAAGGAUGAAAUACUUUGA